This is a messenger RNA of Oreochromis aureus, 614 nucleotides long. It is a transcript of the gene dnaaf19, whose product is annotated as coiled-coil domain containing 103. The record is from RefSeq and is a predicted model, not a curated record. Bases 214 to 456 code for a protein of 80 amino acids. Gene Ontology annotation, cellular component: outer dynein arm. NCBI's taxonomy places the organism in Eukaryota, Metazoa, Chordata, Actinopteri, Cichliformes, Cichlidae. Gene Ontology annotation, biological process: determination of left/right symmetry; inner dynein arm assembly; epithelial cilium movement involved in extracellular fluid movement. The transcript has 3 exons.
UGAGGUCACGUGACCAAUAACCGUGUAGCUGUUAGAUCUGUGUAGCUGCUGUGAUGUCACGUUGUGAUGUCACCGCUGUUUGCACCGUGAUGUGAGCUGCAGCAGAGGGAGGAGGGGCUUUAUGUGACCUCUGACCUAUCUGCUUUCUUAUUAGAAUUCCAUCAGAAGUGAUCAGGAAGUCAAGAAGCUGUGUGACAUCAUCAGGAGGUGGCGAUGUCACAGCGUGACGUCAUCGACUUCUCUGCGUUGGAGAGAGAGCUGCAGGUGGCGGUCGAGUCUGAGCGGCGACAUCAGCGUGAGAACGACGCCAAGCUGAGAGCCGUCAGCCAGAGAGCGUCCUACGACCAGUUCAGAGACCUGGUCCUGGCCUGCCACAUGAAGCCUCUGGAGAAGAAAGAUAAAGAUAGCGCACCGCGGAAACAGCCCUGGAACCCCGUUGCCCGGAGCAACAAGUGAUGUCCGCUCACCUGGACCAGCUUGGACCGACACGCUGUAACCCACAGAGUCUUUGAUGUUCUGAUGUCAGAACAUGUGACACAUGAUGAAAGCUGUAAACAGGAAAUGAGAUCAGAUGUAACAGUUCAUCAUUUUCUAAUAAACAUGAAGAACGCGAA